This is a messenger RNA of Aspergillus calidoustus, 2094 nucleotides long. NCBI's taxonomy places the organism in Eukaryota, Fungi, Ascomycota, Eurotiomycetes, Eurotiales, Aspergillaceae. The record is from the annotation of a GenBank genome assembly.
AUGGCUCCAAAGAAAGGAGGCUCCGCUAAGCCGCGAGGGAACGCGACUGAGGAGGUGGAAGAAACGCUGCAGGCUGUCGUUCUAGCCGAUACCUUUGAGACUCGAUUCGAGCCCUUUACUCUAGAUAAGCCUCGGUGCCUUCUGCCUCUCGCGAACACGCCGUUGAUCGAGUAUACAUUCGAGUUUCUUGCCAAUGCCGGUGUUGAAGAGGUCUUCCUCUACGGCGGUGCGCACUCCGAUCAGCUGGAGAGUUAUAUCAACGGUUCAAAAUGGAGGGCCCCUUCAUCGCCGUUCAAGCAGUUCACAUUCCUCAAGUCUACGUCAACAUCGGUUGGAGAUGUCAUGCGAGACCUCGACGGUAAACACUUGAUCACUGGUGAUUUCCUUGUUGUGAGCGGCGACGUGAUCAGCAACCUGCCCAUCGAAGGCGCAUUAGCCAAGCACCGUGCCCGCCGCCAAGCCGACAAAAACGCGAUUAUGACGAUGAUCUUGCGCGAAGCAGGAAGAAACCAUAGGACAAAGGCAUCCUCCGUCUCGCCUGUUUUCAUUGUCGAUCCAACCAAGGAUCGCUGCUUACAUUAUGAAGAAAUCGACCAUCACUCGCCCGAGUCCUCUCGCUUAAACAUUGACGCUGAAAUCAUUACGACGUUUUCCGAGAUUGAUAUCCGGCAAGAUUUGAUCGACUGCAACAUUGAUAUCUGCACACCGGACGUUCUGAGUUUGUGGUCCGACAGCUUCGAUUACCAGACACCGCGGAAGCAGUUCCUUUACGGUGUUCUGAAAGACUACGAGUUGAACGGCAAGACGAUACAUACGCACAUCAUUGAGGACCACUAUGUCGCGCGAGUAAGGAAUCUAAAGGCAUACGAUGCAGUCAGCAAGGAUAUCAUCGCGCGAUGGGCGUACCCACUAUGCCCUGAUACCAACCUGCUUCCGGGUCACAACUACGAGCUACGGAAGGGUAGUCUGUAUCAAGAGCGAGAUGUGACAUUAGCUCGCUCAUGUGUUUUGGGCCGAAGAACGGUCAUUGGCCAAGGAACUAGCAUCGGCGACAAGACGACUGUCAAGGACACGGUGCUUGGAAGGAACUGUAAGAUUGGGAAGAAUGUCACACUAGAGGGCGCUUACAUCUGGGAUAAUGUUGUGAUUGGUGAUGGAACCACCGUGCGACAGGCCAUCAUUGCUGAUGGGGUCGUGGUGGGGAACAAAUGCGCCGUUGAGCCAGGCUCACUCCUGUCGUUUGGAGUGAAGAUCGCGGACGGUGUCACUGUCAGCGAGGGCCGGCGGAUAACAAAGGCUCCGCGGGAAGAAGAUGGCGAAUCUCCAGUCUACGACCCGGAGAUUGUGGGUGCAGACGGCGAAGGCUAUGAAUACGUACCGUAUGAUGAUGAGGAUGACGAGGAGACAGCCAGCAAUGCCUCAUCGGUCUACAAUAUGGCCAACCUCUCUCUGUCUACAGACUCAAUUUCUACUCUAUCUUCCGAGAUAUCAGACUACGGCGGCUCGCGCUCCGGCAGUUUCGCAAACUCCGUCUCCGACGAUGAGGAGCAUGAUACUCACUUUGUGCAAGAUGCUGCAGCCAGUGUUUUUGACAGUCUUAGAGACGGUGUCUCCACGGACGUGGUGCAACUAGAGCUUGUCAGUCUCCGAAUGACGGCAAAUGCUUCGGACCACGAAGUCCGACGAGCUGUUGCCUCCGCAUUCAUGAAGCAUGCGGCCCAGUUAAUGGAAGCGGGUCAGGGUGCCGGCGAGGUCGUUAGCGAUAUCUUUGGGAAAUACCAUGAGAUCAUCGAACGAGCAUUGUUCGACCGGGACAGCGCUGUAAAGACAGACCAAGUUGACUUUCUACUCUUGCUCCAGCAAGAUCUCGUCCACCGAAACCGAGGCGAGACCGUUCUUCUGUUCGCGGCCAAGGAGCUGUAUGAACUGGAAGUCAUUGAGGAAGAGGCGUUUGAGCAAUGGUGGGCCGACGAGCGGUCGAAGAACACCGAAGAGCUGCAGAAGGUGCGGAGUCAAACGCAACAGUUUAUCGACUGGCUUGCAAGUGCAGAGGAGGAGGAAAGCAGCGGGGAAGAGGAAAGCGAUGAUGAAUGA